Molecule: messenger RNA, 402 nt
Organism: Geodia barretti
Lineage: Eukaryota; Metazoa; Porifera; Demospongiae; Tetractinellida; Geodiidae
Source: the annotation of a GenBank genome assembly
AUGGCAGUGACAGAUCCGAUAGCGGAUAUGCUCACGCGCAUACGCAACGCGGUGAAUGCGCGUCAUGAGUCGGUAAAUAUACCGGCCUCGAAGCUGAAGGUCGAAUUGGCCAGAAUCCUGGCCGAGGAGGGCUUCAUCGAGAGCUACGACCUCGUCAGGUCGGGCACACCACAGGCCAACAUCAGAGUCAAGCUCCACUACAGGAGCCGCAGUGAGCCUGCGAUCGCGGGCUUGAAGCGGGUGAGCAAGCCGGGGCUCAGAGUCUAUGUAGGGAAGGGGGAGAUCCCCAGAUACUACGGAGGACUCGGAGUGGCUGUGAUGUCCACCUCACAGGGCGUAAUGACGGGGCGCCAGGCGUGGCGCAACGGCGUCGGCGGCGAGCUUCUUUGCUACGUGUGGUGA